AGAUGUUCGUUGUUGACAAGUCGCAUGUGUGACUCAAUUGUCAAAACAUGCAAGAAUAGCGAACAAAAGCAGAAUCAUUGCAGCGAUUGACUUGCCGUGCACAAGGUGACCGAUCGAGGCACGCUUUCCUGAUGAUGCGUGGUUGCGCAUUGUUCUCGAAAAGAUGCUGAAGAACGCCUUUCCCAGGCGCCUUCCUUCGCUGGUGCAACGAAGAUGGGCAACACAACCCACAGAACAGCCCUUCCCUCCGAACAUCAACGAGUGGUCACAUCCUCCCUCAAGUGCUACCGUUUCAGAUGAAGAGAUCUACCGGUUGGCAGCAAAGCCUCGCCGGCCUCUCACGCUGGCUGAUCUCGUCAAACAUGGCAAACCUCCCCUCCGAGACGCCGCUCUCCUGUCCUCGGCGAACUUCACUCUAUCACACCUACCCUCCCGUCUGGCCCAUCGUAUACAGGCCCUUCGAAACCUACCUUUCAUCGUCGUGUCAAACCCGAAUGUCUCCAAAAUCUACAACAACUACCUCCACUCUCUCGCGACCUUGGAACCCUUCUACAAGAAGCCAAUUGAGACAAUCGAAGAAGAGAUGAAGUUCACGGAUGCAAUGGCGGACCUUGUUAGGACACAUUCCAACACAAUUCCUACACUGGCUCAGGGUUUCCUGCAAUGCCGCAAAUAUAUUGAGCCAGAGGAAGUGACCAGGUUCUUGGAUCAACAUCUUCGUGCAAGAAUUGGUACAAGACUGGUUGCAGAGCAACAUCUCGCUCUCCAUAUCGCCUCAACAGGCGACGCUGCCCGACAGAAGCCCGAUCCCAAUCAUGUCGGGGUUAUUGACCUGGCACUGAGACCGGCUGACAUUGUACGAAAUUGCGAAGGCUUUGUGGCCGAAGUUUGUGAGCUCAAGUAUGGCGUUCGACCUUCUCUGGUCAUCAACGGCGAAGUCGAUGCGGAAUUUGCGCAUAUACCAAUGCACCUUGAAUAUAUCAUUACCGAGUUGCUCAAGAAUGCCAUGAGGGCAACGAUCGAGGCGGGCAACGAGAGUCAAGCCAUCGAAAUCACUAUUGCCUCGGCGCCUGAUGUGAGCACGACCAAGUUGGACUCGUUGAAGAAGUUGUCCGUAACAGAGGCGAACUCUUUCGACUUCUCACAGGAUGGUCUGGACGAGUACUGCUCUUCGCCAGACGCAGACGUGGGACCACUCAAGGCGGCCGCACCUUGUAUAACACUGAGAAUCCGAGAUAGGGGAGGCGGUAUCAAACCAGAGACUCUGCCCAAUAUAUGGUCAUACAGUUUCACGACCUUCAACAACGAAGAAGCCGCAGCUGCAGCUAAUAGCAGUGGAGCCUCUGCUGGUCUGGAUGCCCUCUCUGCGAGUGGAACUGACCAGAGCUCGAUAGCCGGUCUGGGCUAUGGUUUACCAUUAUCCCGAGCUUAUGCAGAAUAUUUUGGUGGCGGCAUCGCUAUUCAAAGCAUGUAUGGUUGGGGCACCGAUGUGUAUCUGACCUUACAGGGCAUUGGAAAGAUGGAGGACAUGAAAAAAGCUCCGACCGGCCUUGAAGAGCUUCAGGCUGAACAGAAGAAGGACUGAUGAGCAAUAUAUGUAUCUCCUUUUCUCAAGUGAAGACGGCAUAGAUCCUGCCUGCUGCUCGGUCCGCCAGUCUCUCCUGCAUGACCACGCCAUA
Molecule: messenger RNA, 1679 nt
Organism: Exophiala viscosa
Lineage: Eukaryota; Fungi; Ascomycota; Eurotiomycetes; Chaetothyriales; Herpotrichiellaceae
Product: kinase
Exons: 2
Coding region: 164-1585 (473 amino acids)
Biological process (GO): regulation of glucose metabolic process; protein phosphorylation
Cellular component (GO): mitochondrion
Molecular function (GO): pyruvate dehydrogenase (acetyl-transferring) kinase activity
Source: RefSeq, a predicted model, not a curated record